Penaeus vannamei (Pacific white shrimp) is the source of this 549-nucleotide messenger RNA. NCBI's taxonomy places the organism in Eukaryota, Metazoa, Arthropoda, Malacostraca, Decapoda, Penaeidae. The record is from RefSeq and is a predicted model, not a curated record.
AUGGUAGAAGCUAGACUGAAAAGAGAGGUGAGGAUCAGUGAGGAACAAUAUGGUUUCGUGCCAGGAAGAGGUACUACAAAUGCAAUAUUUACUUUGAGAAUGUUGAUAAAGAAGCACAGAGAAGGUCAGAAGGAGUUGCAUUGCGUGUUUGCAGACUUAGAGAAGGUUUAUGACAGGGUGCCGAGAGGGGAGUUGUGGCAUUAUACGAGGAAGUUGGGAGUAGCAAAGAAGUAUGUAAUGGUGGCAAAGGACAUAUAUGACGAGAGCGAAACAGCAGUGAGGUGUGCAGCCGCGAUGACUGAGGGUUUCAAGGUGGAGUUUGCGGACGACUUUGUGUUAUGUGUUUGGAGCCGGGAGGAAGUUGAGGAGGAGCUGGAAAGAUGGAGAUAUGCACUGGAGAGAAAAGGAAUGGAAGUAAGCAGGAGCAAGACGGACUAUGUGUGUUCAAAUGAGAGAGAUAGCUUGGAAACAGUGAGGUGGCGAAGGUCAAUGAAGUCAACUACUUGGGGUCAACCGUACAAAGGAAUGGAGAUUGUGAUAGAGAAGUAA